This is a messenger RNA of Heterocephalus glaber (naked mole-rat), 3850 nucleotides long. RefSeq names its product dynein cytoplasmic 1 intermediate chain 2 (gene Dync1i2). Lineage: Eukaryota; Metazoa; Chordata; Mammalia; Rodentia; Bathyergidae. Gene Ontology annotation, cellular component: cytoplasmic dynein complex. The record is from RefSeq and is a predicted model, not a curated record. Gene Ontology annotation, biological process: transport along microtubule. Gene Ontology annotation, molecular function: dynein light chain binding; dynein heavy chain binding.
CCACCUUGUUGCUGGGACUUGUAGUUCUCCCAUGUUGCACCAAUUCCAACCGGGAAGGCGGUGGUUUCGUGCUCAGCCCAGGGAUAUUAGGCGUAGCUUUCCACCUUUGGCAAAAGCGGAAACACUUCAGACCCCCGGGUGGGUUGGAUUCUUUGUCUCAUCUAUCGAUUUUACAAAAGGGUCACAAACAUGUCAGACAAAAGUGAAUUAAAGGCUGAGUUGGAGCGGAAGAAGCAGCGAUUGGCCCAAAUCAGAGAGGAAAAGAAGAGAAAAGAAGAAGAAAGGAAGAAAAAAGAAACCGAUCAGAAGAAGGAAGCUGUUGCUCCUGUGCAAGAAGAGUCAGAUCUUGAAAAAAAAAGAAGAGAAGCUGAAGCAUUGCUUCAAAGCAUGGGGCUAACCCCAGAAUCCCCUAUUGUCCCUCCUCCUAUGUCUCCAUCCUCCAAAUCUGUGAGCACACCAAGCGAAGCUGGAAGCCAAGACUCUGGAGAUGGUGCCGUGGGAUCGAGGACGCUGCAUUGGGAUACAGAUCCAUCAGUUCUUCAGCUUCACUCAGAUUCCGAUUUGGGACGGGGACCUAUUAAGCUUGGAAUGGCCAAAAUUACACAAGUUGAUUUUCCUCCUCGAGAAAUUGUCACAUAUACCAAGGAAACUCAGACUCCAGUUAUGGCUCAACCCAAAGAAGAUGAAGAGGAAGAAGAUGAUGUAGUGACUCCUAAACCACCUAUUGAACCUGAAGAAGAAAAAACUUUUAAAAAAGAUGAAGAAAGUGAUAGUAAAGCUCCCCCUCAUGAGCUGACUGAAGAAGAAAAACAACAAAUCUUGCACUCAGAGGAAUUUUUAAGUUUCUUUGACCAUUCUACAAGAAUUGUAGAAAGAGCUCUUUCUGAGCAAAUUAACAUCUUCUUUGACUACAGUGGGAGAGAUCUGGAAGACAAAGAAGGAGAGAUUCAAGCAGGUGCCAAACUAUCAUUAAAUCGACAAUUUUUUGAUGAACGUUGGUCAAAGCAUCGGGUUGUUAGUUGUUUGGAUUGGUCAUCUCAGCAGUAUCCAGAGUUACUGGUGGCUUCCUAUAAUAAUAAUGAAGAUGCUCCUCAUGAGCCUGAUGGUGUGGCCCUUGUAUGGAAUAUGAAAUACAAAAAAACUACCCCAGAGUAUGUGUUCCACUGCCAGUCAGCUGUGAUGUCUGCUACGUUUGCGAAAUUUCAUCCAAAUCUUGUUGUUGGUGGUACAUAUUCAGGCCAAAUUGUGCUUUGGGAUAACCGUAGCAACAAAAGAACUCCAGUCCAAAGAACACCACUGUCGGCUGCUGCACAUACACACCCUGUCUAUUGUGUAAAUGUUGUUGGAACACAAAAUGCACACAAUCUGAUUAGCAUCUCUACUGACGGAAAAAUUUGUUCAUGGAGUCUGGACAUGCUUUCUCAUCCACAGGAUAGCAUGGAGUUGGUUCAUAAACAGUCAAAGGCAGUAGCUGUGACAUCUAUGUCCUUCCCUGUUGGAGAUGUCAACAACUUUGUUGUUGGGAGUGAAGAAGGUUCUGUGUACACAGCAUGCCGCCACGGCAGCAAAGCUGGAAUCAGUGAGAUGUUUGAGGGACAUCAAGGACCAAUCACUGGCAUCCACUGUCACGCAGCUGUUGGAGCAGUAGACUUCUCACAUCUUUUUGUCACAUCUUCAUUUGACUGGACAGUAAAACUUUGGACAACUAAGAAUAACAAGCCUCUGUAUUCAUUUGAAGAUAAUUCAGACUAUGUUUAUGAUGUUAUGUGGUCACCCACCCACCCAGCCUUGUUUGCCUGUGUGGAUGGCAUGGGGAGACUGGAUUUAUGGAAUCUCAAUAAUGACACAGAGGUACCAACUGCCAGCAUUUCUGUGGAGGGUAAUCCUGCUCUUAAUCGUGUAAGAUGGACCCAUUCUGGAAGAGAGAUUGCCGUGGGUGAUUCUGAAGGACAGAUUGUUAUAUAUGAUGUGGGAGAGCAGAUUGCUGUUCCCCGCAAUGACGAAUGGGCGCGGUUUGGCCGAACACUUGCAGAAAUUAAUGCAAACCGAGCUGAUGCAGAGGAGGAAGCAGCUACCCGAAUACCUGCUUAGUUCUUGGAAAGGGGAAUGUAGUCUUAGUGGAUUUGUGGAAAACACUUAAGUAGAUUCUAAGACUAUUUGCAUGCUUCUGUCUGAAUGAUAAUUAAAAGAAAAUUUCAUGGAUUAAUCUGUGGAUUUAAUGCAGCAAGCAAAGCUUACAAUGUCUUUUUAUAUUAUACACAUUUUGUUUUGGAUUCGUGUCAUUUUUAAUACAACUGACUUUACAGAAUGCAGCUUUUUCUGAAUUCUAAUGCACAGGUGUAUAUUUAGUAAUCUUUUGAAUCUUUUCAAUUUAUAACACUACAGUUAUUUCAAAAGCACAGAUUAAAUAAAUCCUACAUAUUUUUAAAUAAUCCCAAUUCCUGUUACACUGAUAAUAUUUUAACCAUAAUGUGUAGGAACAUUGUUCUUCAUCACAGCAUGUAGACACUUAUCCAAGUUCCAUUCUAACAUCCUUGUCUUUAUAGUUCAAGUAGUCAUUAUCUAAAAAUAAAAACAAACAUACUAACUUUUCAAUGUUCAUUUUUACUCCUUGCAAUUUGAAUUUUCCAUCUUUUUUUAUAAAAUGUCUUUUAUUAUUAUCCUUCUUAAGCCCUGCUGUGAGCAGCUACUUUGAAUCCUGAAAAGCUUUGUGCCUUACAUAUACCAUCCAGGGCAUACUACAGAUUUCCCUAUGCAUUAUGAACUGGUGUUUGGAUAAUCUGUCAGUGAAGUUUCCCCUAUAUUAACUUUUGCUGUACUACCUUAUUUUCUUGCUAUCCAUAUUGAAAGGAUAAGUGGAAAGCUCCUAAUGUUUUUACUAAUUGAGUCUACUGUGCAUGUGAGCUCUCUGAGUAAAGUCUCCUUUGAGACUGACUGAUUUCAUGGUUGUGGUAGUGAUAAAGGAAGGCACAGUGCUGAGAUGACCUGUGCUUUGGCAUUUUAGCAGCUCCACACACCUUGAGAUCUGUAACCCUACCUUUCUCUACAAGUCUGAAAGGUCGGUGAUGAAUACCUAACAAUUAGUGUUGAAAUCAACCAAUUUUAGGGUUAGAGAAAUGUAUUAUGAUCAGAUCUUGAUUUGUAGCCGCUUUAAACUUGCCAUCUCCUUUGUUGGGACCUUUUGAAUAAAAGACAAGCUUUAGAUAGACAAAAGAACUUGAACUAGGAAGGAAGAUUAGAAAUCAGAAUUUGAACAUUUUAAUUCCAAUAAAGAUUUACUGUGAGAGAAUUCUAAAUAAUAACAGAACGUCUUAACUAUGAGUAUUCUGCAGCAUAAAGAAUAGUUGACCUAGAAUAUUAGACCCCGAUUCUAGUUCUACCUCUGGCACCUAUAAGAAGUCAGAUUUUGGCCAAGCCUGUGCCUCAUUCCUUAAUCAAGGAAUUAAGUUCAAAUUAGAUGAUUUCUGAAUUUCCUUCCUGCUCUAAAAUUAUUAAUUGUAUUAAUUACACCAGGCACUUUUCAUGUUUGUAUAUUUAGUUUUCCUAAAUUGACCCCUGUAAUUCCCCAUUAUUUGCCAAAGAUAACAUCUCAAGUUAUUUCAUGGCAGCAGUGUCUUUAAAAAGUUCAACUGCAGCAAGGUCACACUGUGUAGAAAAAUGCAUGUCAUUGUAAUAGCUAUUGUAUUUUUGCCCUCAGUUUGUAAGAAUGACUAGAAAAAGAGAAAACAUAACUAAAACACAAUGUUACAUAAAGUUGAAAAUCAAGAGAUGUGACGAACCAUGGGACUCAAGUUUUGUUCAAUUAUAAAAGAAAAUAAAAUUGGUAAACUUGUAAAAUACCACUAAAGAA